Molecule: messenger RNA, 1647 nt
Organism: Hemiscyllium ocellatum (epaulette shark)
Lineage: Eukaryota; Metazoa; Chordata; Chondrichthyes; Orectolobiformes; Hemiscylliidae
Product: transmembrane protein 229B-like
Exons: 4
Coding region: 319-897 (192 amino acids)
Source: RefSeq, a predicted model, not a curated record
CCACGGGGCUGACGCCUUCACGUUGUGUUUACGUUCCUUUCCGCCGGUCUGAGGGAGCGAGGAGCGGGCGGCGGCGGAGGGUCCGGGAGGCGCUCGGCGGACACGGGCCGUCACACACCGGCCGCGCCGCUCGCUCCCGAUCUACUUGACGCGGGCGCGUCCCCGCCGCCGCUCUCCCCUCGGUUAAGAGCAUUGCUGGAGGUGGGCCAGGUAUCCCUUGCUGAAUCACUUUACAGAAUCACUUGCAGUGGGACACAGGGCAUCAGGUUCUUGCCGAAGUCUACGAGUUAACGAACACCUUGUCAGUCAGUGGCCACAAUGGAGUUGAAUCUUGAUCGCAAAAGGAAAAAGGUCUUUGUGCAGUUUCAGGAUGGCAGGAGGAUGAUGGGGGCUGUCGAGCCCCUCAGUGCCCUCUCUCGCUGGUACCUUUAUGCCAUCCACGGCUACUUCUGCGAGGUAAUGUUCACGGCUGCCUGGGAGUUUGUGGUCAAUUUCAACUGGAAAUUCCCAGGGGUAACCAGCGUUUGGGCCCUUUUCAUCUACGGCACCUCCAUUAUGGUGGUGGAGCGGAUGUACCUUUACCUGAAGGACCGGUGUCCAAGUGUGGUGAGGUGCAUCAUCUACACCCUCUGGACCUACGUCUGGGAGUUCUCGACCGGGCUCAUUCUGCGUCAGUUCAAUGCCUGCCCCUGGGACUACUCCCAGUUUGAUUAUGACUUCAUGGGGUUGGUGACACUGGAGUAUGCUGUGCCGUGGUUCUGCGCCUCUUUCAUUGUGGAAAAGCUGGUGAUCAGGAACACCCUGCGUUUGCGGUUCGAUGAGAACGGGGAGCCUCGCACCCCAACCAUUUCUCCACCGACGCUGUGGGGCCACUUGAAACUGAGGAAGGUCGAGUAAAUCACUCGCUUUCGUUUCCUCGUUCGAUGGCAGCUGGAGUUCGGGAAUCUCCUUGUUUACAUUUCCAGACUCGGGAACAAACAACAACGGGACCUCAAGCCAGUUCAGAAAACGGUUUAUUUCUGUGCUUUUCCCUUAUUGGGAAUGGAGAAGCCCAUUUCCAUUGCAUUCUGACUCUAGUGCAGUACAAUCUGGUUAAAGUGUUACUGCAACGUCCUCGCUCCCAGUGCAUGCACUGUCCACUAACAAGUAUUUGAUCCUCACUGACAGUGCUCUGCCUGGGGCUGCACAGAGUGGGACAAUUUAGUAUUUAUAACAACUUCUUUCUGUUCAUGAAAUAGCCGAGACCAACCCAACGAGAGACAGCUCCUGCAUGUUCUGCUGUUUUUAUGCUACUCAACUUGUUGCUAUUGUAAAAGGAUGUGGGAAUUAAGUGUAUUUGUGAACAAGUCACACAAUGUAGUGCAUAAUUGUCCACAAACACACUUUCAAUACGGUUCACCUGUUUACCAAAAGGAGGAGUCAGUGAUCAGACAUUGUUCAGGUGUGUAUAAAGUGAACGGUUUGCUAGUCGGGGUUGAGAUCUGUCCACCGGAGAGGUGGCUGUGUGCGCGUGUGUACAUGUUUGGAGCCCAAACAACUGACACAACUGCAUGUGCCCAAAUAUUUUCUGAGGGCUGUUCCCAGAUCCAGAUCUGACUUGCGCAUUUCUGCUGUGUCAUUACAAUAAAAAGCAUCCUGUUGAGGAAA